Molecule: messenger RNA, 557 nt
Organism: Tachysurus fulvidraco (yellow catfish)
Lineage: Eukaryota; Metazoa; Chordata; Actinopteri; Siluriformes; Bagridae
Gene: s100a10a
Product: S100 calcium binding protein A10a
Exons: 3
Coding region: 133-438 (101 amino acids)
Cellular component (GO): cytoplasm
Molecular function (GO): calcium ion binding
Source: RefSeq, a predicted model, not a curated record
UCAUGACUCCUACUGAAGGGCGGAGUCCGUCUAUAAAUUCACAAGCCCACAGUCCUACAGUCUGCACUUCUCCCUCACGCCUCUGCUGUCCUCUUCUUUUCUUCACACUCCUGCUUGGACCCCACCACAACCAUGCCUUCAGACCUUGAAAAAGCUAUGGAGUCCAUGAUUUUGGUGUUCCACCGCUACGCAUCAAAAGAGGGGAACACCAACACUCUGAGCCGGCGUGAGCUCAGGGAGCUGAUGGAAAACGAGCUCUCCAACUUCCUCAGGUCUCAAAAAGACCCUGGGACCGUGGACAAGAUCAUGAGGGACCUGGACACAAACCGAGAUGGAGAAGUGAGCUUUGAGGAGUUUGUUUCUUUAGUGGUUGGUCUGUCCAUCGCCUGCGAACAGUGUUAUCAAUUACACUUGAAGAAGACUGGAGCCCGAAAAUGAAAAGAUUAGCAACAGGGAAUUUUUACACUUUUGAUGUUGUCCUUUAAGUGUAGAAUAUCUUUAAAACUGGAAAAGAACAUUGUAUUGUAUGAAUGUGUUAAUAAAAGUGAGAGAGAGAA